AACAAUCGUCCCCUUACUUAUUUCGUCCUCUGAUGUCACUGUCUUUGCAGAGCCUCCGCUGCUUUGGCGCUCCGCCUUCAUCACCAUUAUCGUCUUCUCCCACCAACCAAGCAGCUGCUCGCCGUGUUCGCAUCAGUUGCUGUUCGGGGCCAGCCUUCGUGCGGGAAGCACCUCCAUCUCCGAUUAAGCCCAGGGAUGUGAAGGAGGAUAAGCGCAUCGGGCCCGAGGCGGCCCGCUCUGGAAUCAAGGUUCCCAGGCAGAAAUACAUAUCUAUUUCCAAGUCCGAGUUAUUGGAUGCCAUUAUCUCCACCAUGUUCGCCUCGCAACAAGAGCAGGCGCUUCAAUUUCUCUCUCUAUCCCAAUGUUUGGAUUCGAUUCUUCACGCCGAGCACAAAACCAUUUUGGAGGAGAUGAGAGCUGAUUUUGGUCUUACUCGUCCGACGAAGAAAAAGUCUUCCGGUACCGAUGAUGAUUUUCCGUCUAUUGGAAGAACAUCUGUGGCUGAUGAGGAUUCAAGGGCUUUCGUGAAUGGCUCUGUUGAAAGUGAUAAGAUGGGCAGAGAUGAGGAUGAAGUUUCGUCCAGUUUUACUCUGGAUUGGAAACAAGUAAUGGAUAUUUCACUCAGAACUGCCAUGCGAACUCCUAUCAAUAGUCCCAGUGUUGCCAUUCCCGGACGUUUUCAACAUGCUUUCAUGAAAUUGCUAUAUAAUGCUGGGUUUGAAGAGUUAUCUCCAAGAGAUUUGAUGUUGACAUCAGCGCUAAAUACUGAUUAUCUCCUUACAUUGCCAGUUUAUGUUGACUGGAAAAAGGCAUCCGAGUCGAGUGCUAUCAUAUUCAGGCGGGGAUAUGCAACUGAGAGGCAAAAAGGCUUUUUAAUUGCUGAAAAAUUGGAUUACUUACAGUCGAAGUUGUUACAAAGAAUUUUUUUCCUUGUUUCCAAACCGAUGGGUAGAGUUGGUGACUGGUUAAAUGAGGUUUUCAGGAGCAUCACUCGCAACGAAGAUACAGAAAGUUUGGCAAGUGAAUUCAAGCUCAGGAUGAAGGAGUUGUCACUUUCCUUGAAAUCUUAUUCCUAUGAUGAAAAAAUGCUUGAUGACCGUACAAAGGUUGACAUCCAAUCUACUGAUUUUCCAAUCUGGAUGGCUGCACAGAAAGCAGUAGCUCGCUAUGAAGGGAUUCUCUCAGAAGUUGGGCCUCGAGAGAGGCUCUUAAGGAAAUUUCUGGCAUGGGCUGGCCUAUUACCAUCAACUCCUGAGCAAGCAUUUGACCUUGACACACACACUGCUAGUUCUGAAUCCAACUUGAGUCCAAGCUUCUUGUCAAGGAUAUCACUUAGUGACAUAUGGAAACCUGCAUCACCUAAAUCUUGUGGAAAUGACUUCCGGAGGAUGUUAAGAAAUGCCUUUUCAAUUUUCUUCUCCCAAUCUAUUCUGCAGGAGCCGGCCUUCCAAGAGUUAAUCUUGCUUUAUACUGAAGAAAAGGGACAAAGAGAACGAUCAGAUCAACCGGAGGUUCCUUCAUUGCAAAUGAAAAUCUAUGAGAAAAUUCCUAUUCCAGAUCUUCCGGUUGUUUUUCCUCACAAGAAGCUGUCUUUCCGAAUACUUGACACGGUACGCUUGGAUGUUGCGACAAUAUUGGGGCUUUUGGCAUACUUCUUUAGCUAUAAAUUUGAAGAUGUUUUAUCUUCACCAUCUGCAGUGCUUUUAGAUGUGAUUCCUGCUAUUGCCCUUGUGAUAUAUGUCAGUCGUGUAGUUUUGGGCUACAAACAAACAAGGGAUAGAUAUCAACUUCUGGUGAAUAAGACGCUGUACGAGAAAACAGUAGCCAGUGGCUUUGGUUCCAUUCAUUUUCUUCUUGAUGCUUCUGAACAGCAGCAAUACAAAGAAGCCAUUUUGGUGUAUGCCACUUUACUUAAAGCAGAGAGUUCCCAGGCGACAAGCACAAGAGCUAUUGGACGUAAAUGCGAGACAUUUAUUUAUGAUGUUUUUGGAGAGAAGGUUGAGAUGCCGGUUGACAAGGCCAUAGAGACACUGAUGAGGCUGGGACUUGUAAAAGAAAAUGUUGUCGAUGGACAAAUUAGAGUGGAGGCUAUCCCUUGCAGCAGGGCAUUGACCAUGCUUCGAACUCGUUGGAAUAGUUUAAUCGAUUAAAUCUCCUGAUUAAUUUUAAAAAUGACCGAGGAUUUACCGUCUAGCUACCAAAAAAUGGUCGUUAUUUUUAUCAUAAAACUUGAGUCCCAUGAAAUUUUGUAUCCACUGUACAAAAUACACAUCUUGGGGUUGCACUUCUGUAAGACAGAAAUAAUCCCAAGAUACCUGUAAAUUAAGAAGGUGCUGGAUGUUUUUAUUAUUGUGUUCCACAAUUUUUUUUUAUUUCUUUUUUUAUUUUUUUUAAGGUCAAGCACUUAAAAAGUAGAACCCUUAAAAAAAAACCAUUUGUGAAAAAUUAUGUAAUAUUAUGGUAAUUAUUCUAUGAAUAUGUACUAA
Striga asiatica is the source of this 2486-nucleotide messenger RNA. Lineage: Eukaryota; Viridiplantae; Streptophyta; Magnoliopsida; Lamiales; Orobanchaceae. The record is from the annotation of a GenBank genome assembly.